This is a messenger RNA of Melanotaenia boesemani (Boeseman's rainbowfish), 1511 nucleotides long. RefSeq names its product vestigial-like family member 3 (gene vgll3). Gene Ontology annotation, cellular component: nucleus. The record is from RefSeq and is a predicted model, not a curated record. Gene Ontology annotation, biological process: regulation of transcription by RNA polymerase II. The transcript has 4 exons. Bases 368 to 1417 code for a protein of 349 amino acids. Lineage: Eukaryota; Metazoa; Chordata; Actinopteri; Atheriniformes; Melanotaeniidae.
CUCUAAAUAUAACUCUCCUCCAAAACAGAGGGAGAGAAAGGGGAGAAAGGGAUUCUUACUGAAUUUAAAGCAAUCUGAAAACUUGUCAGGAAAGGACUUUCCCGGAUACACUGUGUCUAUUAGCGUUUUGAUUCAUUUUGUAGCCCCGGGUGGCUACUGGUGAAGCGCACAGCGGGAGGCGCAUUGUUUGUAUGCAAACUGGACGACAUGGCCAUUGUAUGCAUUUGGGCAUAUAUGGAGCCACUGCUGGCCCGGAGGACACAGCCCGUCUGAAGUCUCAAGGAGAGUCAUUUUCGGUUGUUUUCCGUCAGUUUCUCUCCGUUGACUUUUUUUUCCCCCUCCUUCGUUGCUGAUUUACUCCAUCGAUAUGAGUUGUCUGGAUGUGAUGUAUCAUCAAAGCUAUGGAGCGCACUACCUCCCUGCAGCGGCGUACAAAGCGACAUACCAUAACCACCAUCAGCAGCAACAGAGGAAGCUGAGUGUAUACAGUAAGAUGCAAGAGUGUAUGGAGCAGCAGCAACAAGUUGAAGGAAGAGGGAUGCUACCCAGGGAUCAGGGCCUCCAGCGACUUCCUGUAGCAGCAGGUGCUGAAUCAGGCCGUAGCUCCUCAUCGGAUUCAGACAUGAAAGAUGGUCUUCAGCCUGCAGAAGCCGAAUACUUGAGCUCCCGAUGUGUACUGUUCACCUACUUUCAAGGUGACAUUGGGGAUGUGGUGGAUGAGCACUUCUCUCGUGCUCUCAGUCAGUCCAGCAACUUCAACAGCGAGACCAAACCCAUCAGAGUGACUCAACCAUCUGCCUCAGCCACUGCUAAUUUAUGGAAAGAUGGUAGUUCCCUCCAGGAGAGUCAGAGUAGCUCAGUUUGGAACAGCGCUUUGCCAUCACAAGCCAACUCCUGCCUCCACUCUGUCUCUGUGUCAGUCCACCCAGACUUUUCCUCCAGCCCAGUUCCCUUUAACCAUCCAGAUGGAGCAUUGUGGGCUGGCCACAUGCUCUCCCAGGCUAGCCUCCCGUCUGCAGCUACCCUCUCUGACAGCUGGACCUACAGUCUGAGCCCCCAGAGCACAAGCAGCUACCCCAAUGUUCACGAUGUCUACCAUCCUCACCCUCGCACCCGCUCUCACAUCCACACCAGACACCAUCACGCCAUGCUUCACACAUACCCAGCUCACGGCCCAGCACUGGAUCCCAGAUUCAACACGUUGUUCCUGCCUGGUGUUAGGAGCCAAAGCCAGCCCACCGCCAGCACAAGUAGCUCCCCACACAGUGAGGGGGGGAAGACAGAGAUGGAUCCCAGCAACAACAGUCCUAUUACGGCAACCUCUGUCGCCUGGUCCCCCUCUGCCCUUCAUGGAUCUUUGGAGGUGUAUGAUUCAGCUCUUGAUCAGACCAAAGCAAAGACAUCAGUUUGGUUCUAACUGAUGGACUCAUGAUAUCAGCUCACACCAAAAAAAAAAAAAAAAGACCUACUAUGUAGCUUUAACAUAACAAUGUAUGGCUGCAACACCAGCA